AUGGAAUAUUAUUCGGUUUUUAUAAGAACAGCUAUAUUCAGCAACUUCAAAGGCACGUGGUUUCUCCGGCGCCCAUUGUCAUGGCUAAGAAUAAGAAGUGAUGGUUCUGGUAGAAAAGUGCGAAGCGGCAUUGCUUGGUGUGCAGCAACCGCUGCUGCAAAUGAGGGACAACUGUUUUCUCCAUAUAGAGCCGAGAGCGUGUACUUCAGCCGGUCUCCACGUCACUUCGGCUCCGAGUUCCAAGUCUGCGACCACAAGAGCACCACAGUGAAGAUACGAGGCGGGCGGACUUCGCUGCUAGCACGCGCUUCACAAGUGCAUCCAGUCUUGCUGAUGGCAGCGGGAGGUGAAAGAUUCCCCUAUGCAGCUGUCCCUCUUCGAAGAACAUAG
Leptosia nina is the source of this 390-nucleotide messenger RNA. NCBI's taxonomy places the organism in Eukaryota, Metazoa, Arthropoda, Insecta, Lepidoptera, Pieridae. The record is from the annotation of a GenBank genome assembly.